GGGGAGAUUUUGGCAUGCGAGACGAGUAUCCAUUUUUAAACGCCUCAGAUUAUGACAUGAGGGACUGACCAUGAGAGAGAAGCUCUUUGAGUGGGCAUUGGUUCUUUGUGAAGACCUUCUCACCAAACUGACCCCUGAAGUUAGCCAGAGUCAGAUGGCAGCACAAGAUUACGUGCCCUUUCUGAGCUGAACAUGUGUCUACCGGCAUCCUGGGUGUAUUAUCUGAUUGAUGAGGGAAGGUUCGGAAGACAGGAGAGUGAAAGACACUCACUGUGAAUAAUCAACAAAGCUGCACUCCAUACACACUAAUAAACCCACAAAACCCUCUGGAAUGUGCUUGGCAUAUGUGCCUUUAUGUGUGGUACGCUAUGUGUCAUGAGAAUUGUGGUGUGUUUUGGUUGGUGUGUGCUUGCACAUGUGCGGACUUGCCCUGGUGAAGCUUCAAGAGCACAAUGAGUCGUCUAAAGAAAAGUCAAUUUACAGGCAAUGUGUUUCAUACACAAAUAUACCAACACAUAUGUAACACUGGGUAUACCCAUAGUACAUCCCACAUAGCUGGAUUCACGUUCUCAUAUUUUCAUUAUAAUCUCUCACCUUUUUGUCAGCUGAACCUAAAUAAUUUGGCUUAAAGUGCUUUUUGAAGUUAAAAUUGGUGUUCAGACCUUUUUGUAUCUGUCCAUUACUGGUUUGGACAGUAGAAUAUCUGUGGGGGGGGUUUGAAGAUAUUAUCGUUUAAAUUUUUAUAAUAUUUCACUUUUGGAAAAACGUAAAAUAAUUUUUUAAUGACUUAUAUAUGCAUAUACAUGUACAAGUCUUGUGUUCAUCCAAUGAAAUGCCUUCUAGAGCGUUUAUGUCCCGUCCCCCAGAGGUGGGUAUUUCUGUACACUAGCAGCUUGCUAGCAACAAACAUAUUUCCCUUUUUCAACCAUCCCUUUAGUUGAGAAAAAAAAAUGGUCACAGUUUAUUCAUUCUAAAAAUUCUAUGCACUUAUCGGAAGAGUUUUUUUUUUCACCAUCUUAGCGCCGGAAUGUCGAUCACACUGAUCGAGAAUGUGAUCCCAUCUUUAUACGCCUUCCGAGCUUCUCCAUCUGUAAAAGGUUUACAAGUAGUUUAAUAUUUAACAUUUUUCAAAUUGUAAUCCUAAUGUUUUUCGAUGUGUCCGAUAUCUCCCAGUGAUGAACCUGUGGAUCUCCGUCACCGUCACCACCACUGAUUUGUUAACCUCAACUUAAACGUACAGCAUAAUUACAAAGACACGCAAUGCAUCAUCUCAUCGUCCUUUUUAAAUCAGACAUGCUUGGGUGAAGUUGGUGGUGAAUAAUCCUGCACAGUUGGAAAAAAAAAAAAGGCUCUUGCUUAAUUCUUCGCCAGUUUGCUAAACUACUGGCUGUUGUGUAAAUCAGUACAGCACUUCAACACUGAAACUACGUCAGCAUUAAGUGAAACUUUUGUAAUACAUGUUGGAAACUUAUUUAGAGGAUGUUACGGUUCAGUUUAUGAAAUAUAUUAACAGCUUUAACAUAAUUUCUUUGGUGAUUCAUUGAGUUGAUUAUAUUUAGGUUUUUUUUAUUUUUUUUGUACCAUUUCUACCCAUUUGACACUUUCAUGCACUUUGGGUGGUGUACAUUUUUUGUGUGUCUGUAUAUCUAUCUACAAAUCUAUGUAUUUGUGUGUAUUUUCUGUCGUUCUCUUGCACAGUAGUUGAACCUGAGUUAAACACGACGUUGCUCUGCAGCUCGUCUGCCUGCAACACGUCUCCGGCCUGCCGAGGCUAGAUGACAGAGCCAGCUAAGUGAGAUGGAUUUCCUGCAGUUCAGGGCCUGUUUGUCAUUGCAGUUUUGUCACACGAGAUGGAGAAAGAGAAGGAGGGUGGGUGAAGACAGACUAAGAGAGUCUGGUCUUUGGCAAGGAUGAAAGAAAAUAACUGGGUCUCAUCUUUUUGGAAUCAUUCUUGACUUAGUGUUUGAUGGGAAAAAAUGGCAGACGGAUAUGUAGAGUUGGAUAUGUAGAGUGUCUCUUUCAAAAGUCGACACGAGGUGAAAAAGCGAAAGAGAGAGAAAAAGAGAGCAGGAUAAGUUGGAGGGGGAAAAGUUAGUGGCCCUGUGGGGGUUUCUCCUGGAGUUCACUCCUUUUGGACCGGGAAGGAAAGGGAGGGCGGGGGCUCAGGUCAACAGCACUAUGAUGUUGGAGCGGAUUAAAUGUCUGAGCCAACUCGUUUUUUUUCCCCUCCAGGUACAGGAGCCGUGCCUAACAAAACUCUUCGAUUAGAGGAAGGGAGAGAGAAGAAAAAGUGUGUGACUGAGUUUUUGUGUCUCUGUUUAGUGAAGACAGAUGACAGGCCAUGAAUUAGUCUAAUCUGCAAUGAUAAAAGCUGCUAGCUAGCACUUUAUGUGGACAAUCACCGCAAUCUGGUACAGGGGAAUUCCAUAGUCAUCUUUCUAAGCAAAAAAUGAAACUUGAAAAGAAAAUGUCAUUCUAUGGUAUUUCACCAUGAUGACUUCAUUCUGGUUUCUGAGCAUCAUUUAGAAAGUGACAUGGACAAUAAAGAGAAAACAAAAGACAAAAAAUGCUGCAAACCCCGCUCUGUCCACUUCCAACACGACUGCAGUGUAUGACUUAAACUUAAAAAGGCAAGUUUUAUUAGUGAAACAACCAGCCUCUCCACCAUGCUACUUUUUGAUCUGUUCUUUUACCGCCCUCUUCCUUUAUGACAUGACAAUUACAUGAAGGAGAAGAGCAAGUCAAUUGAUGUUUAGGAUCAGCUCAAACAAAAGGGCAAUUAACCAACCCAACCCUCCCCCCUCCUCCUUUUCCUCUCUCCCCUCUCUUUUCGUCUCUGCUCGUGUGUGAGGGCCAACUAAGGAAAAUAGAUGAGAACCAUAACAAAGUCAAGAGCCUCAGGAUCAAUAAACAGUGUAAUCAGCACUAGUCCCAGUGCACAAGUAUGAAAAAUGCUUAUUCUGCACCCUGUGAAAAGACUAAACGCACACAGAGCGAGAAACAGCAGAGUAUGAGUGAAAAGACUGUACUUGUAUACAGAGAAGCUAACUAUAAGCACAAAUUGACAGGAAAUGGUGCCUUUUUCUGAGGCAGUCUGGGCUGUACCACUUUCGCGAUGAAGGGGGUGUGUGUGAUGGUUGUAGUGGGGCAAUAAGCUCAGCCAUCUCUGCUGCUUCUGGCAUUGAGUUCAGCUGUUUGCUUGAUAUGAACCCUGCUGAGGGUCUGGCUUUCCCUCAGCUGUUCUGCCACUGACAGCCAUUGGCAGUGAAACUGGCCGAGCUAUUUAUUUCCUAAUGUCUCAUCUCACCCCCCCCCCCAAAAAAAAAAAAACAAAAAAAAAAACACCCACACUUAAUGUCGUACUAACAACCUGUGUCUACAGAGAUACUAACUUGGUGACUUUGUUUCUAGAUUUUGCAACUUUUUACACUCCUUAAAGAGACUUUAUUGGUAAAAAAAAAAGAGCCUAGUGGCAAAUCUGAGCAGAUGUUAGCAACUGUCCUGCACUUGACACAGCUCUCUAACUCGCAUCACAGCUGCUGGUUAUAUGAGUUGAUCACUGAUCACCAUAGUUUCCUAACGACCAAUCACUUUUCACCAUUAUUUACAAGCAAUAAAAGUGAGUUAUUCAAAUGAGUAACCAUUUGUUUCCCGUUUCCCAACUACUAACUACUACUGAUUCUUUCUGUCUGCAUUCUUGAUAGAAAUGAUAGUAUUUUGUACAUAAAUAUGUAAAUGGUUAUUUUAUGCUGCCAUCAUCAAAGAUGACUUUUUUUCCCCCCUAUAAAAAAUAAGCUAUAAUCUUAAAAUUUUCUCUUCUGAUCAAACUCUGUUCUUGUCCAUUCUUUUGCGUGUCUCUUUGGAAAAUCGUCCUUCUUCAUGUAACACCUUUUGAUAUGCAAAUUUCUACGACAAUUCAAUUAAUAUGCAGAUCAGCCUAUGACAUCAUGUGGAGUCUUCUAGUGACUUUUUCAACACGCAUUAGCUACUUUUCUUGGCAGCACUGCGUGUGUCAGUUAUAUGAAGGAGAUCAAUGGAGUUACUGAUAUCACGGUUGGCGUGGGUGAAAAAUGUAGGGAGGAAAAGUCUCCGGUCUCAGGUGAACUUAACAUUCUGUGACUUUAGGUAACGGCAAGCUGUUUGUAAAAAUAUUGUAUGCAAACCAACAGCUCGAGUAAAUGUUUACCGUUGCUGAUAUUUUCAUAUUGUUAGGCAAAGUGAAAAGCAAGGUAUUUGAAUCCACGCCACAUAUUUAAUGAAGGUCCCACAGAAGUGGUCAUCAGUCAUUUGCUGUCUUUUGUGGAGACAAAAAAGGAGACUUUUUUUUUUUCUCACUCUGGCAUCUGCUCCAUGCACAAUGCUUGCUCUCUCUCUCUCUCUCUCUCUCUCUCUCUCUCUCUCUCUGUGUCUCUCUCUAUCUCUCUCUGUCUCACACACUCACUCUUUCUCUUUCACUCACUCAUGCUGGACUUUAAUAUGGUUAUGAUUAGAGACGGAGUUGAAAAGGGAGGGAGGGAUAGGGGGUCUCAUAUUUACUGCAGGAGAAAUGGGGGAGGUGCGGCGUCGCUAACAUGCUGAAUAGAGAAGAGUUGGUGUGUGAACAUGUGUAUUCAUGGCUUGGGAGUUCUGUGUGCUAAAAUAUUAAUCACCAAAAGAUGCCAAAAAUUUAGAGGCCAAUGAGAUUCAAAUAGAAGUUGUUCUCUAAGCAGAUCACGGCCGACAGGCACACACACAAACACACUAACUCUGGCCCUUCCUUUGCCCCACCUCCUGCCUCCCUUUCUCCUUCUCUCCUCCUCCCUCCCCCUUCCUCCCUCCCUCCCUUCUCUCGCUCUCUUUCUCCACCCCCCUUCGUGGGUGCGGGACUGAAGCAGUUGGUUCGCUCCUCUCUGCCUAGGACUCAGUGAGUGCUAUGUGGAGCUCUUAUUUAGGUCGGUUACAGAAGACUAAGAGCAGCUUGCCCAAGGGCAUCCGGUGAACUAAGAGUGCGAUAGAGUUAGAGAGAAAGAGAGAGAGUGAGUUCCAGCAAGCCAGGAACUAGCUCCAUAUUCCGGCCGAGAGAAAGGCAGGCAAGCAGCACUAAGACUACAGUGGAAGAAAGCAACAACAGGCGCAGAUCCUGAGCAGAGGAAUUCCAGCCUGGGUUUUGUUGUUUGUCCAGUGUGGUUUGUUGUCUUCUUGUUGUUUUGAGCUAGGAAACAGCUGUUAAACUUCGAAGAGUCUUUGGGUAGGGGACAGGGAUAGGCAGUAUGUUCGACUGUAUGGAGCCUCUGGGGAUGGGACCCCGGCAGCUCUACGAUGUCACUAACCGUGCGUGUAUGCUGAGGAAGGCGAGCCCCUACUUUACAGGGCUGGAUCACUUCGCCUGGACGGGGACUACAGCCGUUCAGUCUGUGGAGACUCAGAGCACCAGUUCAGAGGAGAUGGUACCCAGUUCACCCUCUCCACCCCCGCCACCUCGUGUCUACAAGCCAUGCUUCGUGUGCCAGGAUAAGUCGUCGGGCUACCACUACGGCGUCAGCUCCUGUGAGGGCUGCAAGGGCUUCUUUCGCCGCAGCAUCCAGAAGAACAUGGUGUACACCUGCCACCGUGACAAGAACUGCCAGAUCAACAAGAUCACACGCAACCGCUGCCAGUACUGCCGCCUGCAGAAGUGCUUUGAGGUCGGCAUGUCCAAGGAAGCUGUGCGGAAUGACCGAAACAAGAAGAAGAAGGACGUGAAGGAGGAAAUUUUGCCGGUUGAGAGCUACGAGCUGAGUGGUGAACUGGAGGAAUUGGUGAACAAAGUGAGCAAAGCACACCAAGAGACCUGCCCUUCAUUGUGCCAGCUGGGAAAAUACACCACAAACUCCAGCUCAGAUCACCGCGUUCAGUUGGACCUUGGAUUGUGGGAUAAGUUCAGUGAACUUUCCACCAAGUGCAUUAUCAAGAUCGUGGAGUUUGCCAAGCGCCUCCCUGGCUUCACAUCCCUCACCAUUGCUGACCAGAUCACCCUGCUCAAAUCAGCCUGCCUGGACAUUCUGAUGCUGCGGAUCUGCACACGCUACACACCGGAGCAGGAUACAAUGACUUUCUCAGAUGGACUCACUCUAAACCGCACUCAGAUGCACAAUGCAGGCUUCGGUCCACUAACUGAUCUGGUCUUUGCCUUUGCUGGCCAACUUUUACCGCUGGAGAUGGACGACACCGAAACAGGACUCCUCAGUGCCAUCUGUCUGAUCUGUGGAGACCGUAUGGACCUAGAAGAGCCCCAGCGUGUAGAUCGUCUACAGGAGCCCUUGCUGGAGGCACUGAAAAUCUACGCCCGCCGCCGCCGGCCCAACAAACCCCACAUGUUCCCCCGGAUGCUGAUGAAGAUCACAGACCUGCGUGGCAUCAGCACCAAAGGAGCAGAAAGGGCGGUCACAUUGAAGAUGGAGAUCCCGGGCCCAAUGCCACCUCUGAUCCGGGAAAUGUUGGAGAAUCCGGAGGCGUUUGAAGAGCAGCCGGAGUGCAGCGAGAGCAAAGCUGAACCAGCUCCUCCUCCUCCUCCUCCUCCCCCUCCUCCUCCAACAGUUCCCCCGUUUACCAUGAAGACAGAGCGUGAGGAUGAGGAAGAGAGCUGGGCCACUGAGAAUGGAAGUGAGCCAUCACCGGAGGAAGAAGAUGACGAAGACGAAGAUGCCGAGGAGGACAGGGGAACGGACAGUGACGGAGAGGCCUGGCCUGGUCAGGAACCUAAUGUGGACAUGUCCAGAAAGAGCCAUGGUGGAAGGGCCCAAUGAGCAGGCUUCUUCUCUGUAAACACACACCCACACCUCAUACAAACAUUUUGACCCCCACUUUCCCUUCAGUUACCCUGCUCUCACAGCAAUCUGCCCCUGUAGGGGUAAACACAGAGCCUUAUAUCCGUACAGCCAACCCUAACUCAGGCCUCAUGGUCAGCAAUGAGACACACAUGCACGAUGUGUGUGAAGACUUGAGAUGGAUGGCUCUUCUCAGGAACUCUGCAAAGAGGGAAGACGCAAGACAAAACAAACGACUGUACAGACAAAGCAGUUACUUUUUUUUUUAUACUAUCAUGUUUGUAUUAAAGAUAAAGGAGCAGCCAUACAGAAAGACACAACAUAAAACAGUCAACGGGUUCAACAAAAAAAACAAAAAACUGCAAGGUGAAAAACAAACAAACAAAAGAAAAUCAGUUAAUAACUUUUUUUGGAUGCAUUUGAAUACCGUUUUGACUUUUUUCAGCCUCUUUUACUUUUUAUGAAUAUGCCCAUACAUAUCUAUAUACCUUUUAUAUUUUUGUCUUUGUAUACUAUUUCUUCAGUUAUACAUUAUUUGGAUAGCUUUCCUAAGGAGAGAUGGAGAUGAUCGAAUACUUAUAACUGGCAGACAUCUACUGAGUCUCUACCCAGACCUCCGGCUGGGUUCUCAAGCACUUGGCUCAUUGUAGACGUCGACGCUAAUCAGUUCGCUAGGUCGUCUCUUCCUUGACUCCUGCUAGUUGAUCGGCGAUUUAACAACUGGGAUUACUGAUACGAGUUCUGGUUGCUUAAGCUGCAGUACCUUCCUGCCAACCGAAUGGUGUUUUUUGUGCCAAAGCAUGCAGUUAAUAAUGUCAGCUUUCGGUGACAAACUCUAAAGAGUACACUCGGUUCAUACGUAAGACAGGCUUUAUAUGAUAAACGUUCAGAAUGAUCACCUCCUUAAUGUUCUUUUGAGACAUGGAUUCCAGAAGAAUGCUUCACUAAGAUUUUCAUACACACACGAAAAUACCCACAUCUUAUAUAACCGCGUUAUCCCCACACAUCGAAUGCACAUCCAGCAUGCCGACAGAACUCUUUCUAUAUAUAAAAAAUAAAACGGAAACUCCGACUCAGGGCAUUUCGGUGAGGACCAAACGCUAGCUGCCUGCAGGCAUGCUGCAAAAACAGCAAUAUUUAUGUGUGUGUAGUAUUGAAUAUGUUUGCUCAGAUUAGAUGUCCUACUUGGAAGUGGUGACAUCUACAGACCUUAGUAAAGCCAUUGUAAAACUUUUAUAUGCUCUCUUUUAUUAUAGAAAUGGUCGUCAUUUUGUUUUUUGUAAUAUACUGCCAAAAAACAACAAACAAACAAACAAACAGCAUGCAAAUUAGGUGACCAUGUGUAAUGUGCCACUUUUACAGUUAUGCAAUACAGGAACCAGUUGUGUGUGUUUGUCUCUGGGAUUGUGAGGUCUGUUGAGCAUAGAUUUGGAAUGAUGAAUGUCAUUAGUGUGGUGCGAAAACAUUAAGAAUGUGAACGUACACCCACUCUUCAUUACACACACCCACACACACAAAAGCACCAUCACCUGUCUAUUGUGCACACUCAUGUCUGUCCUGUUUGUUCAGAAACACAUGCGCGCACACACAUCUCUCCUGGCACCUUGUGGAGUGUAGCACCUCCGGUAAGACGUUGCUAUGUUGCAAACUGAAUGUUGACAUGAUGUUGUCUGUUUUUGCUCAUUUUCAUGUCCUCAAUUUGGCUGAGGCAUUCUCAAAUGACCUGUUCAUGUUCAAGCAGCUCUGUUAUAUAAAGAAAAGCCAUAUAAACAUUCAGAGGCAAUAAAUGACUGAUUGCAA
Ictalurus punctatus (channel catfish) is the source of this 8585-nucleotide messenger RNA. It is a transcript of the gene rarga, whose product is annotated as retinoic acid receptor gamma a. Bases 5250 to 6764 code for a protein of 504 amino acids. Gene Ontology annotation, molecular function: nuclear receptor activity; RNA polymerase II cis-regulatory region sequence-specific DNA binding; zinc ion binding. The record is from RefSeq and is a predicted model, not a curated record. The transcript is spliced from 8 exons. Gene Ontology annotation, biological process: regulation of transcription by RNA polymerase II; cellular response to corticotropin-releasing hormone stimulus; retinoic acid receptor signaling pathway. NCBI's taxonomy places the organism in Eukaryota, Metazoa, Chordata, Actinopteri, Siluriformes, Ictaluridae. Gene Ontology annotation, cellular component: nucleus; transcription regulator complex.